Molecule: messenger RNA, 3726 nt
Organism: Diabrotica virgifera virgifera (western corn rootworm)
Lineage: Eukaryota; Metazoa; Arthropoda; Insecta; Coleoptera; Chrysomelidae
Exons: 2
Coding region: 127-1533 (468 amino acids)
Molecular function (GO): zinc ion binding
Source: RefSeq, a predicted model, not a curated record
UUUUGUCCUUGUCGCAGCCUCCUAAAGAUGCUAGCUUUAGGAGGCUGUGAUUUUGUACGAUUUGUCAAAACUGAAUUUUGUAUUGUAUUUAGUAAAAUGUAGUAUGAUUAGGAUGCAUCCUGUUAUAUGGAUGCAAUUAUCAAAACAGGAUUUAAGAAAAUAAAUCACAGAAUAACUUUUCAACCCAACACCGAGUCAAAGGGAAAAGCUUUAGUCCUAGCAAGUCAUGUUAAGAAUGUUGAAGAAUUAAGGAAAAAUGGGCAAAGCAAUUUAAUUCAAGCACGUAUAAUUAGACAAACUUCUGUCACCUCUGAACCAUAUUAUGCAAAACUAUAUAUUGAUGAUAAAAGAUUGAUUACAGAUGUGUAUUGCAAUUGUGUGUACAAUCAAAGUAAAAAAUGCAAGCAUGUAGCUGCUCUUAUUUAUUUUGUAAAUCAUGAAGAAAGUUUAACAAAGACAGAUCAUGAACAGCAGUGGGGUAAACCGAGUAUAAGUCAAAUAUCAAAAGAAAAGUACUCUAAGGGGAAGUUUUUCUAUGAAAUGAGAAUGAAUGCUAAAAAGCCGAAGAGUAUUUCAAAAUCAUGUGAUGAUAUAGAUACAAUUUUAACCUUAAAAAACCCUUCACCGUUAAAAUUAAUCUGUGCAAGUAUGAAUUUAGAUGACAGUAAACAUGUAAUUGCAGAUUUACUCACAGAAAUAACAAAAGGUGUUGAAACAAAUUUAAAAUUAGAAGAAUGUCAUGUUUGCAUAGAGAAUCUAUUGUUGUUUGCAGCAGAAUAUCCAGUGUAUUCAAAUGAGCUUGAUAUUCCUAAUAAUUUAAAAGACUUUUAUAAAAAUCAUAUAUUUUUGUGCAGUGAAGAUAUUUUAAAGCUAUCUUGUGAUACUCUUGGACAAGCGAAAGAUAAAAAUUGGUUUCUAUCUAGAAAAAAAAGAAUAUCGGCUAGUAAAAAUGCACAUGAAAUAAAGUGUAGAAAAACAAAAACUAUAGAGAAAUUAUUAUCAGAAAUGAUUUCUGAUAAAACAUUUUCUUCUAGAUCAACAAAAUAUGGAAACCUCAAUGAAUCCAAUGCAAGAGAAUUGUAUGAAAAGCAAUUUAACGUACAAGUAAUUUUAACUGGAUUCACAGUCAGUAUGUUCCAACCAUGGCUAAAUGCAAGUCUUGAUGGUGUUGUUGUUAAAAAUGGUAUUAUUUUAAGAAUAUUAGAAUUUAAGUGCCCUGCAAGCUGUGAGAAAAAACCUAUUGUUGAUGGAAGAAAAUCCAAUGUGCCAUACUUAAAAUAUGAAGGAGGAUGUUUUCUUUUAAGCAAAAGUCAUAUGUACUACACACAGUGCCAAAUGCAAAUGUACAUUAGUGGCCAAAGCAUCUGUGAUUUAUUUUUAUGGUCACCAGUGGGUAGUUAUUGUGUUCCUGUUUACCGUGAUGAGACAUUUAUAAAAGCUGUUGUGCUCCAGUGUGAAAGUUUUUAUUUUAUACACUACUUACCUGAAGUGUAUAAAUUAUUAAAUAAAAAAGGUAACAAUGAUACUUUCUAAUAUCUUAAGUGAAAUAUUAAUUCUUUUUGUUAACCUUCAUAGGACUGAAUGGGGUCCUUAAGAUUCAUUACAUAAUUUGUUGCUAUAUCUUUACCAAUGUGUAAUUUUAAGCUUUGACCUCUCAUAUAUCUACAAAUUAUUCAUUUCUUUGAUAAAUCAUGAAGUAAUCAUUAAUGUCUAGGAGCUGGUUUGAGUUUAAACUUUACAUUUUUAAGUUGAUGUCUGUUUAGACUAAUGUCCAUCCUUUAUGAUUUAACUUUAUACUUAACUGUAGUUAUUUAUUUAAUUGCCAUUAGUUAUUUGGAUUUUAAUGUAUAAUAAUAAAACCAUAAUAGUUAUUUUUAUAAUAUAAGUGUUAAAAGUACACGUUUAAGGCACGCAUAUGAAAGUUUGCAGAAUGAGCGAAAGCGUGUUCAGCAAUUCACAUGAGUGCCUUAAAAAUGUACUUUUUAACACGCAUAUCAUACAAUAUUUUUUCUACAAACGUAAUUACAGGACAAUAACUACAAAAACUUUUACUUGAACUUGACUGACAUUCCAAUUUUAUAUUUUUUUGACAUUACAUCAAAAUUGCAUAUACAGUCAAUACGAACUGCCGUGCCUUAAAAAUUUUAAAGCACUAGUGCCUUAAAGUAACAUUUUUAAUGGAGUGCUAAAAAUUGCAUUUUUAACACGGUUAUAGAAAAAACUUAUUUUUGAACAAUAUAUCAGAAAAUUUGUGUAGUAUAUAGCUUAUCAAGCCAGAGCUACACUUGGACCCUAGUCCAUCCUUUUCUCAAAAUUUUAAGGUUCGUCCUAUGAAGGUACAAUGUUAAAAAAUGUUCUUUUAUUAUAAAUUUUUCUCAUGUUCAAGAGUUCCCCAAUAACUCUACAUUACUAUGUUUUCAAAUUUCCUUUCCACAGAACAAUCUAUGGUAUUCACAAUACAUUGGAUAUAUACAUGGGGCUAUUAAAUGAUCUCGAUUUUGAUAUUUUCAAUAUAACUUUUGCUUAAAAAAACAUCCUCCUUCAUAUUUUAAGUAUGGCACAUUGGAUUUUCUUUCAUCAACAAUAGGUUUUUCCUCACAGCUUGCAGGGCACUUAAAUUCUACUAUUCUUAAAAUAAUACCAUUUUUAACAACAACACCAUCAAGACUUGCACCUAGCCAUGUUGGAACUUACUGACCGUGAAUCCAGUUAAAAUUACUUGUACGUUAAAUUGCUUUUCAUACAAUUCUCUUGCAUUGGAUUCAUUGAGGUUUCCAUAUUUUGUUGAUCUAGAAGAAAAUGUUUUAUCAGAAAUCAUUUCCGAUAAUAAUUUCUCUAAAUUUUUUGUUUUUCUACACUUUAUUUCAUGUGCAUUUUUACUAGCCGAUAUUCUUUUUUUUUCUAGAUAAAAACCAAUUUUUAUCUUUCGCUUGUCCAAGAUUAUCACAAGAUAGCUUUAAAAUAUCUUCACUGCACAAAAAUAUAUGAUUUUUAUAAAAGUCUUUUAAAUUAUUAGGAAUAUCAAGCUCAAUUAUACACACUGGAUAUUCUGCUGCAAACAACAAUAGAUUUUCUAUGACAUUCUUCUAAUUUUAAAUUUGUUUCAACACCUUUUGUUAUUUCUGUGAGUAAAUCUGCAAUUACAUGUUUACUGUCAUCUAAAUUCAUACUUGCAUAGAUUAAUUGUAAUGGUGAAGGGUUUUUUAAAGUUAAAAUUGGAUCUAUCAUUACAUGAUUUUGAAAUACUCUUUCGGCUGUUUAGCUUUUGUUCUCAUUUCAUAAAAAAACUUCCCCUUAGAGUACUUUUCUUUUGAUAUUUGACUUAUACUGGGCUUACCCCAAUGCUGUCCAUGAUCUGUCUUUGUUAAACCUUCUUCAUGAUUUACAAAAUAAAUAAGAGCAGCAACAUGCUUGCAUUUUUUACUUUUAUUGUACACACAAUUGCAAGACACAUCAUCUGUAAACAUUCUUUUACUUACAUAUAGUUUUGCAUCAUAUGGCUCAGAGCUGACUGAAGUUUGUCUAAUUAUAUGUGCUUGAUUUAAAUAGCUUUCUCCAUUUUUCUUAAUUCUUCUACAUUCUUAACAUGAUUUUCUACACGACUAAAACUUUUCCCUUUGACUCAACAGUUGGUUAAAAAGUUAUUUUGUGAUUUUAGAUUAUAAGUAAUUUAAGUUUUGUCCUUUAACCCAUAUUAUAUUAAAUAAAUAAAUUAUGUUAAUAAUG